CAAUAAAAGUUUUGAGCUGGGCGCUUUAGCAGCCAGUGGACGCACAACAGGACCUGCAUGCUGUGUUUCUCUCUGCGCCUUUAUGCACUAAGCUGCGCACGGAAAGCCCCACGAAGCUGAGGAUUUAUUCUAAACGCAGUUUUUCUAUAAAAAUGAAGUUUUACAUUAUAUAUUAGCGGGAAAUACGCGCACACGUCUCGCUUCGCUGCUGCUUUGUGGAUUUUCGGAUGUUGGUGAAUGGCACACUGACGCACGGAUUACACGCGCUCCGCUCCUGCUGGACCGAUACAUCCACGUGCUCCCGUUUCCAAGGCGACCUUACAGUGUUUUGUGGGGAUAAUAACCGGGUCAGUAUUUUAAACCGAGGUCACCCAGCCGCUUGGUUCAUUGAUGGGGGUGAACAUGUCCGGGACGAUCCUCCUCCACCUCCUACUCUUCUACUCCGUUUGUCCGCUCAACGCUUUCGGCGAGGACGAGGAGGAGAUGACCUGCGACCCGAUCCGGAUCAGCAUGUGCCAGGGUCUCGGCUACAACGUCACCAAGAUGCCCAAUCUGGUCGGCAACGUGCUGCAGUCGGACGCGGAGCUGCAGCUGACCACGUUCACACCGCUCAUCCAGUACGGCUGCUCCAGCCAGCUCAAGUUCUUCCUGUGCUCGGUUUAUGUGCCCAUGUGCACAGACAAGGUUCCCAUCCCCAUUGGGCCGUGUGGCAGCAUGUGCUUGUCUGUGAAGAGAAAGUGCCUCCCGGUGCUGAAUGAGUUUGGCUUCAUUUGGCCUGAGGUGCUCAACUGCAGCCACUUCCCACCUCGAAAUGACCACAACCACAUGUGCAUGGAGGGCCCGGGUGACGAGGACCCCCCCUACCAGCCCGUCCGCCACCCUCCCCUACAGGAGGAGUGUCAGGCCCUGGGAUCUGCACCUGAUCAGUACACCUGGAUCAAACAGACAGAGAGCUGCUCCCUCCAGUGCGGCUAUGACAGCGGGCUCUAUCGACGGGGCGCCAAAGUCUUCACGGACGCAUGGAUGGCGGUUUGGGCCGUUUUGUGUUUUCUGUCGACCACGCUGACAGUGCUGACCUUUUUGUUGGACUCGCAGCGCUUCUCCUACCCCGAGAGGCCCAUCAUCUUCCUGUCCAUGUGCAGUAAUCUGUACAGUGUGGCUUAUCUGGUGCGGCUGACUCUUGGUCGAGAACGCGUUUCCUGUGACCUGGAAACUGCUGCAGUACCCAUUCUGGUUCAAGAAGGGUUAAAGAACACCGGCUGUGCCAUCGUUUUCCUCCUGCUCUACUUUUUUGGCAUGGCCUCUUCUCUCUGGUGGGUGAUUCUGACCCUCACCUGGUUUCUGGCUGCGGGGCUGAAGUGGGGUCAUGAGGCGAUUGAAAUGCACAGUUCCUACUUCCACAUAGCAGCUUGGGCCAUCCCUGCUGUUAAAACCAUCGUCAUCCUCAUCAUGAGGCUGGUGGAUGCGGAUGACUUGACGGGGCUGUGCUACGUUGGGAACCAACAACAGGAGGCGCUCACGGGCUUUGUGGUGGCACCACUAGCCACCUACCUUCUCAUAGGAACUCUCUUCAUCUGUGCGGGCCUUGUCGCCCUUUUCAAGAUCCGCUCCAAUCUGCAAAAAGACGGAGCCAAAACCGACAAACUGGAACGUUUAAUGGUAAAGAUCGGAGUUUUUUCCGUUCUUUACACCGUUCCGGCAUCCACUGUCAUCGGCUGUUACCUCUACCAGCUCUCCCACUGGGGAGAGUUCAGGGCCAGCACCCAGGACUCAUACGUGGCAUCAGAGAUGCUGCGAAUCUUCAUGUCGUUGCUCGUGGGCAUCACGUCAGGGAUGUGGAUCUGGUCGGCAAAAACCCUCCAUACCUGGCAGCGCUGCUCCACCCGGCUUCUGAGAGACAGCCAGGCGAGCCGAGGAGGAAAGAGGGCACCUGGCGAGGGCUGGAUAAAACCCGGGAAAGGCAACGAGACGGUGGUGUGAGGAGUAAGUCAGAGGAACGGACGGACAGAAAUUAAAUUCUGCAUUCUUCUCAAACAGAGACUGGCUCUGCCAAAUGAAGGAUGAGAAGGGGUUUAUGUAUGUGUCAGCAGGACUUUGUUAAAGAAGCCACUCAUCACAUGAAAUCCCUGAUAAUCCCUGAGUCUGUGCCUCCUUUGGAGGCCAUGAAGGAGAAAACAGGAACAUGGAGUCGUGCAGUUCUGGCAACAGAAGACUCUACCUCUGUUAGAUCUAAGUUGACCAGAGAGGUGGAAAAAAAUACAGAAAAGGGCUCAACAGGGCGUCAUCGUAGCAUGGAUGAAUGAGCUGUAAAUCAGUACCUCUUUGCCUUUUUCUCCAAAGUUCUGAGCAGAAAAGACGAAAUCUGCUGAAUGCAGUAAACCUGAAUGUCGUCGUAAAGUUUUAGAUUUUACACUGGAGCAGAUUUGGAGCACCCAGAAGUACCUUUUUGCAGUGAAAUCAAUUAUUAAUAUAAAGAAAAGCCAAAAUAAGUGUAAUUAAAAAACAAUAAUCUGAAAAGUUGCCUUAAAUCUUCGAUUUGUUUGCAUUCAAACAAACCUCCAGUAAAAGUACAGGUGGUGGCGUCGCUCUGAAUUUUAGGGAAACCAGCUCUAAGCUGCACUACUGCACUAUAAAUGCAUAAUAUGUGAAGUCUGAUAACAAAUGUGCAGACAUGUGCACAGAGCCAUGAACAGGGGAAGCUUGGUGAGUCAUGAAAAAUGCUGCAAAAAAAUGCUAAUCCAGCACAUAUUCUUCAGUUUUUAUUAUUAUUUUUUUUGUCUUUUGGGUUAGGAAGUGUCACGGUGUCUGGAAACGAGACUCUGUGAGAGACCCAGCGAACGUCCUGGCCUCUCUGGGAACCCUGUUGCUGUACACGCUCUUGGGUUACCAUAAAAUCCAGGAAAUUUAAUUAUUAACCCUGCUCUUUUCCAAACACUGGGUCCGAGGCAGGUUUAAGGAUGAGAAGUUAUGGGACAGUCCGGUGCCAAAACACACAUUAUGCAACCCAGAGGCUGUCGCAGAAGUGUGCGUUUUCGUGCACGCACGUACGACGCUGUGCAUGAAAACUCCUUUUUUAGAAGAAGUGGGGUUGGGUUUUAAACGAAUUUUCCCAAACGCACCAAGGCUCAUUUCUCAGACAAUCAAGUCCACCCUGGAGUUUAUUUUUGUUCAUUUCAUGGAUGACAGAAGCAGGAUUUUUAAUGGCAAAAGGCUUUUCCGAUGAUUGUAAUCUUGCAGUUCCCUGCAACAACUGUAAGCUUUAAGUCCAACGGGUUGGUGGUAGGGACUCUUCCUGUCCUUCACCCUUUGAAAGUUUUGUGUUUUUUGCCUGACAAUCUGUAGCGACGCAAUUUAAUGAGCUUUUGUCUGUAUAUAUAUGAUGGGUGUAAAAUGAUCUCUAUUUUGGUAAUUGAAGUCUAUCAGUUUGGAUCUUUGUAAGCAGACAGCGCCUCGCACAACCUGUACAUCAUUCUUGGCAAAUUUUACGCUGAAAUUGAAUUUUAAGAAUCGUUUUUGGGCUCCGUGCAUCAAGAGAUGUAUGUUCUUGUGAAACUGAGACAGCUCAUGAUAAAGCAGCAUACCUCAGAACACUUAUUAAAUUUCCAAAGUCAAACUAACGUUACAUUCGCUUGAAGUGAAUUGAAUUACCCUCUGACCACCUCCCCUCUGAGUGUUUUGGCCGGACCCCUCCCUCAUGACCACAUCCAGCUAGAAGGUGAAAUUUCUAAACAAUCGCAGAACGUGCUUCAAAACGCGAGUGAGAACGUGUGAAACGACUUUAACCACUAGUCAUGCAGGUUAGUUCAAGUCUUGUAGAGACCCAGAUGUGAAUCUGAGGUCCUAACGUCACAGACCAGGAGGUCGAGGCUGCUCAGUUUCUUUAUCCUUUCGCGAGGUUCGCUACAAAGAAAACCUGCUAAUUCAUCCUUGUAAAAAUGUGACAAUUUUUAAAAUGUGUUUAUUUAAAAAAGACUUUUGUAUCAGAAGAUAAAUAAAAACUUUUUUGGAUUACAGUUUGUAAAAUUA
Messenger RNA from Nothobranchius furzeri (turquoise killifish), 4026 nucleotides. RefSeq names its product frizzled class receptor 4 (gene fzd4). Gene Ontology annotation, cellular component: plasma membrane. Gene Ontology annotation, biological process: retina vasculature morphogenesis in camera-type eye; non-canonical Wnt signaling pathway; canonical Wnt signaling pathway. Gene Ontology annotation, molecular function: Wnt-protein binding; Wnt receptor activity. The record is from RefSeq and is a predicted model, not a curated record. NCBI's taxonomy places the organism in Eukaryota, Metazoa, Chordata, Actinopteri, Cyprinodontiformes, Nothobranchiidae.